Molecule: messenger RNA, 894 nt
Organism: Naegleria gruberi
Lineage: Eukaryota; Heterolobosea; Eutetramitea; Acrasida; Naegleriidae
Product: PCNA proliferating cell nuclear antigen
Exons: 1
Coding region: 32-829 (265 amino acids)
Biological process (GO): leading strand elongation; regulation of DNA replication; translesion synthesis
Cellular component (GO): PCNA complex
Molecular function (GO): DNA polymerase processivity factor activity; DNA binding
Source: RefSeq, a predicted model, not a curated record
GUGUAAAUAAUCACCAUAUAAUUUAUUCAAAAUGCUCGAAGCAAAACUCCAACAAGGUGAAAUCCUCAAGAAGAUCCUCGAUGCCAUCAAGGAAUUAGUCAAUGAUGCUAACUUUGAUUGUAAUAGUAACGGUAUGGCCCUUCAAGCCAUGGACACUGCUCACGUCUCUCUUGUUCACCUCAUGCUCAAGAAGGACGCCUUUGAAAGAUACAGAUGUGAUAAGAAUGUUGUCUUGGGUAUCAGCAUGCAAGCCAUGAACAAGAUGUUAAAGUGUGCCGGUAAGGAUGAUGCCAUUUCCUUGAAGGCUUCUGAUGAACCAAACAACCUCGCUCUUACAUUCGAAAGCAAGAAUGGAGAAAGAAUGAGUGAAUUUGAAAUGAAGUUGAUCGAAAUUGAUGCCGAACCAGUUGGCAUUCCAGAACCAGAUUAUACUGCUGAAAUUACCAUGCCAGCAGCUGAAUUCAAGAAGAUUUGUUCUGAUUUGCAAACUAUUGGUGAUACUGUCACUGUUUCUGUCAACAAGGAUGGUGUUAAAUUCUCUGUAACUGGUGAAUCAGGUAGCGGAAGUAUUACUGUCAGAGAAAACACAAAGGCUGACAAGAGUGAUGAAUCUACUUCAAUUCAAUUGAAGGAAUCUGUCAGUUUGACAUUUGCUUUGAAAUACUUGAAUACUUUCUGUAAAUCUGCCUCCUUGAGUAAUCAAGUUGGUUUGUACCUCUCAAAGGAAUCACCAUUGUUGGUUGAAUUCAAGUUUAUUGAAGAUUGUUAUAUUCGUUACUAUUUGGCUCCUAAGAUUGAUGAAGAAGAAGAAGCUGCUGAUGAAGAAUAAGCCAUAAGUGUGCUAAUUCGAUCAUUAAACAGCCCUAGGAAAUAAAUAACUAAAAUUUAAAUUAU